This is a messenger RNA of Mycena citricolor, 4433 nucleotides long. The record is from the annotation of a GenBank genome assembly. NCBI's taxonomy places the organism in Eukaryota, Fungi, Basidiomycota, Agaricomycetes, Agaricales, Mycenaceae.
AGUGCGGAGCAAUUUCGACUAUGCAGUGAACUGAAAUGCAAGUCGCGAACGGCGCGUCUGUCACAAGGUGACAGACUGUGACACGAGUCAUUUUCCACACGCCAUGUCGCAACGCAUAGGCAAUACCACUCUUGCCUACGCCCGGGUCUGGCAUCAUGUCGACGCAAGUGACCGUGUGCUCGGAAAACUGGCUGAACGUAUUGCUCUGGUGUUGAUGGGCAAGCACAAGCCAAUCUACGAUCCUGGAGUUGACUGCGGCGACUAUGUGCUUGUGACCAAUUCGAGGAAAGUACUGGUUACUGGCCGGAAGAGUGAACAACUGUUGUAUCGCAAGCACUCAAUGUAUCCGGGCGCGCUGAAGGAGACUCCUUACAAGGACAUGAUGGAAAAGAAUCCUGACGAGAUCAUUCGGCAUGCCGUUUCCGGCAUGUUACCCAAAAACAAGCUUCGGGAACGGAGGUUGGAAAGAUUGCGUAUAUUUCCGUCGUACCAUAUGGGCAAAAUGGGCGCCAAUGUGCUGCGAAGCUGGGACGACGGGACGUUACCACCAGAUUGGGACCCCAGUGUGCCUACUACGACGAUGACAUUACAGCAGAGGUUCAGCCAAGGCUUUGAACAAAAGGCCUGAGUCCUCAUAGGUCGUAUCUGACACUUCCAAGUGGACUACUAAAUAAAACUUGGUACACGCUAUAAUUAGUCUGCUAACAAACCCAACACAACCAAAUAACGCGUACUUGACUUCGAUCCAAACCCCGCUUCCAUUCGCGUUCUUCAUUAUGCCUCCCAAAGCCUCUGGCUCUAAGCCAGUCAACGGCAAAUCUGCUGAAGGACCUAAGCAAAAGAGUCUCAUGACAUGGUUUGCAAAACCACAACCCAAGAAGGAAUCAAACGCAUCCACAAUGCCACUGCCUCCAAAGACGCCUCAGUCUAAAAGUCCCAGCCUUUCUAGGCUAAGCUCCUCUGUUCCCGUGUCAAACUCUUCCCCAGGACUCGACAGCGCAAAGGAAACGCCUCCAACCAGCGACAUCAUUGACAUAGACAUGCUAUCCUCAGAGGAGGAGCAACGCGUCCGAACGACGACCAGGAAGCGAAAGAUCGUCUACGAGGAAUCGGACGAUGAACGUUCGUUGACAGAGCGUUCAGCUCCCACAGGAUCUUCACCGACAAAUGCUAAGCAAUUGAACAAAAAACCUCGUCUUUCUGCCCUCUUGUCUGAUGACGAAGACGACGAGGUUGCGCAGAGCGCGUCGACCUCCUUCUCUAACCGCAUCAGUCGUUUCAAGAAAUCACCUGUCAAGAAGGGACGCAAAUCACGUUCCGCUGCGUCUGAAGACGACGACGAUUUCGUUGUGUCCGACUCUGAUAUGGACGCGAGGUCAAUCAAGUCUUCCAAAUCGACGUCGUCUCUUUCCCGUCGUUCUGCGACCUCAGACGAUGAAGAUGACGAUGCAUUCGACUCUGAGCCUGUGAAGAAGCCUGCAGCCAAGCCCAAAGGGCGUGCCAAAACAAUCACCAAAAACGUAACGACUGGCGGCGGUUCCUUCUUGACGGCUGCUGAACGCCAGGAGCUCGAGAGAAAGAAUGAGAAGAAGGAAGCGGAGAGCCCGUAUUCAUUUUUGCAAGAUGUCAAAGACAAAGACGGCAAUCGACCGGACAGUCCCAACUAUGACCCUAGAACAUUGUAUGUUCCGCGCAAGGCCUGGGACGACUUUUCUCCGUUCGAAAAACAGUUUUGGGAAAUCAAGCAGAACCAUUACGAUACUAUUCUGUUUUUCCAAAAAGGAAAAUUCCUCGAACUGUAUGAAGAUGACGCUCGGAUCGGGCAUCAGCAGUUUGAUCUCAAGCUGACUUCGCGCGUUAAGAUGUCCAUGGUCGGGGUUCCAGAGUCCUCCUUUGACUUCUGGGCUGCGAAAUUCCUUGCGAAAGGAUUCAAAGUUGGCAGGGUGGACCAGGCCGAAACAGCACUCGGUGCUGAAAUGAGGGUGAAGGCAAACAAAGCCAAGAACGGCAAAGCAAAGGACAAGAUCGUGCAACGCGAACUCAAACAAGUCUAUACUAACGGCACUCUCAUUGAUCCAAGCAUGCUUACUGACGACCAAGCUGGGCACUUGAUCUCGAUCCGCGAGGUCUUCGAGGAGGGUGUCGAAACAAGCAGCACAUUUGGCAUUUCGGUUCUUGACUGCUCUACUUCGCAGUUCAAUCUGAGCACGUUCGAAGACGACAUAUGCCGGACGAAGAUGGAGACACUGAUCAGGCAGCUGAAACCGAAGGAGCUGCUCUUUACCAAGGGCAAGUUAUCUGUGUCUACGACUCGACUGCUCAAAUCUAUCGUACCUUCGCUAUGCAUCUGGACUGGACUGCGAGAUGUCGAGGGCUUCGACUAUGAGCAGACCAAAGUAGAGCUUGUGAAGCUUUAUCCUCAGGAAGAGGAUGAUGAUGGCAGUUCUGACGGUGAUGAGCUGCCUGCGAGUGUGCCCGAGCCCAUCCGGGCCAUGUCCGGAUCGCGGACUGCGAUUGAAUCGCUUGGAAUGAUGAUUUGGUACCUGCGCCAGCUGAACAUCGACAAGGACAUUCUCAGCAUGAAGAACUUCAACGUGUAUGACCCUUUGAAACGAGGGCAAGGGCUUGUCCUCGACGGGCAGAGUCUCGCCCACAUCGAAGUUCUCCUGAACAACGAGGGCACUGAGGAAGGCACGCUGCUCAAGCUUUUGAACAGGGCAGUCACGCCCUUUGGGAAACGUCUGUUCCGGAUCUGGCUGUGUGUGCCGCUGAAAGAGAUUUCGGACAUCAACGCUCGACUGGAUGCCGUGCAAGAUAUCAUGGACAAUACAAUAGAUUUUGAAAAGGAUUUCAUGGAGAUCGCAAAGGGCCUUCCCGAUCUGGAGCGGAUUGUCUCGCGCAUCCACGCCAAAAACUGCACAAUUCGCGACUUUCUCAAAGCCUUCAAGAAACUGAGUUAUGGAAUGGCACAUCUGGGAGACAUUGCAGAGAGCUUCAAGUCUAAAACGAUCUUUGGGCUCGUACGCAGCGCACCCGAUUUGAUCCAGAACAUCAAGAAGGUACAAGCGAUGUACGAAAAGCCUGAAUCUGAAAAAGGCAAUGAACUGGUCCCUCAAGAUGGGCAAGACGAAGUUUACGACGGAGUGAUGGCCGAAAUCAGGGAACUGGAGAACGAACUCGACGAUGAACUGAAGAACAUGCAGAAGAAGAUGAAAGGGAAACUGAGCUGGCACCACAGCUCGAUUGGGACCAAGGACAUCUACCUGGUUGAAACGGACGCGAAGCAGACGGGUGUGCCGAAGGAAUGGACGAAGACGCAGUCCCUGAAGAACAAGACGCGGUGGGUCGUGCCCAGCAUCCAGCCGACCGUGCGCAAGCUCAAAGAGGCCCGGGAAAACCGAAACACGGCCAUCAAGGCGUUCCGGAUGCGGUUGUUCGCCGAGUUUGACUCUGACCGGUCGCUGUGGUUGCGUGCAGUGCGGAUCAUGGCCGAGCUCGACUGCCUGUUCUCGCUCGCCAAGGCGUCGAGUGCGAUCGGGGAGCCGCGGUGCCGCCCUGAAUUCGUCGAGGGCGAAUCUGCCUGGGUCGAUUUCCGGCAGCUGAGGCAUCCGACGCUGUGCAUGAAUGCCAAGGUGGAGUCCUUCAUCCCGAACGACGUCAGACUGGGUGGCGAGAUGGGGAAUAUCGCGCUUUUGACUGGACCCAACAUGGCCGGUAAAUCAACAGUCAUGAGGAUGACCGCCACCGGUGUCAUCAUGGCCCAACUGGGGAUGCUUGUGCCGGCGCAGAGUGCUCGACUGUCGCCUGUGGACGCGAUUCUGACUCGGAUGGGCGCGUAUGACAACAUGUUUUCCAACGCCAGCACGUUCAAAGUCGAGCUCGACGAAUGCUGCAAGAUCCUGCGGGACGCUACGCCCAAGUCGCUCGUCAUUCUGGACGAGCUCGGACGAGGGACAUCGACCUUUGACGGGAUGGCCAUCGCAGGUGCGGUGCUUCACCAGCUGGCCACCCACACACUGCCGCUGUCGAUCUUCGCGACGCACUACAGCUCGCUGACAGACGACUUUACGUACCACCCGAACAUCCGGCCGGUGUUCAUGGAAACCGUCGUGGACGACGAGGAGAAGAAGAUUCUGUUCCUGUACAAGCUGGUCGAAGGCGUGGCGGUGUCGUCCUUUGGCACGCACGUCGCGAAUCUCGCGGGCGUGCCGAUGAAUGUCGUGCAGAGAGCGGACGCGGUGUCGUCCAAGUUCGCGGAGCAGUUCAAGGAAAAGAUGCUUUCGCGGCGCCAGCGGACAGGGCGUAUUCCGAUCACGGCCCAGGCCGACUUUGCCUAUCUGUUCGGCAUCGCGACCGGCAAAGUUGCAAUGCCGACGAACGGCAAAAUGGUUUUGGCCGGGCUGAGGAAGACGAUUCGGAGACUACAACAGUAG